GCUUGCAAUUGUUAGAGAAUGUUAGAGAACUCAGAGUUUGGCACACAUUGUGACCAAUGAGAGAGUGAUUGUUGAAUGCAUUGCCGACACUGUGUUAGUGUUUAUAAAGCAUUUGAGGUUUAGUUUAACACAAGUGUUGAUCGCUUUUGCAGUUAAAGUCAUUUGAAUUGUUUUGUUGAUUAACUGAUCACUUAAUAGAAUAUCAUGUCUUCGGGCGAUAAGAAAGCGGUGGUAAAGAAUGCGGACAUGAGUGAGGAGAUGCAGGACGACGCCGUCAAUACAGCUUUGGCCGCAUUAGACAAAUAUAACAUCGAGAAAGACAUCGCCGCUUAUAUUAAGAAAGAGUUUGACAAGAAGUACAACCCGACGUGGCAUUGCAUUGUUGGCCGCAAUUUCGGCUCAUAUGUGACCCACGAAACCAAACAUUUCAUAUACUUCUACUUGGGUCAGGUCGCCAUUCUUUUGUUUAAAUCCGGAUGAAUAGAUCCAAUCAAUCCAUAGAGAGUAUACCAAUCACUCAUAUUUUUCUUCAUUUUUAUCGUUUUUCAAUAGACUUAUUCUCUUAACAAUUGAUAUUCAUUUGUUGUAAAGUUUUUUUUUGUCUAACACUUACACUAAUAUUAAGUUAUGAAUUGAUUUCAAUUGAAUGAUAAAUAAUUUGAUUAUUAAAAUGAUAUAUAGUUUUAUAUUUGAA
Messenger RNA from Oppia nitens, 694 nucleotides. Its product is annotated as dynein light chain 1, cytoplasmic. Lineage: Eukaryota; Metazoa; Arthropoda; Arachnida; Sarcoptiformes; Oppiidae. The transcript has 2 exons. Gene Ontology annotation, cellular component: cytoplasmic dynein complex. The record is from RefSeq and is a predicted model, not a curated record. Gene Ontology annotation, biological process: cilium assembly; microtubule-based process. Gene Ontology annotation, molecular function: dynein intermediate chain binding; dynein light intermediate chain binding. Bases 205 to 480 code for a protein of 91 amino acids.